This is a messenger RNA of Pestalotiopsis fici W106-1, 1212 nucleotides long. RefSeq lists its product as uncharacterized. The transcript has 4 exons. NCBI's taxonomy places the organism in Eukaryota, Fungi, Ascomycota, Sordariomycetes, Amphisphaeriales, Sporocadaceae. The record is from RefSeq and is a predicted model, not a curated record. Bases 1 to 1212 code for a protein of 403 amino acids.
AUGAGAUACCAGUACAAGGCAGCCUCAGGCUGGUCAGUGGUCAAGGUAGCCGGCAAUCUAAAGCAGGUCCGAACCAUUGUCUUUGAUCCGCUGGGCAACAUGCUCGUGUCAGAGGCCACCAAGGGCAUUUCCGUCCACACAUGGGGCUCCAACGGAUGCAUCAACAGCAGCUCGACUCUCAUCUCCCUCACGUCUUUGAAUCAUGGGCUUUCGCUUACUCCUGACGGAACCACUCUGUACGCCAGCAGCGAGACGACGGUCUACUCCUGGACUUACAACCCGGCCACGAGGGCAGUAUCCAACCAAAAGACGGUCGUCAAAGGCAUGGACACUGGCAUUCAUUCCACGCGAAACGUGCUGGUCGUGCCAUCGCAGCCCAACAUGGUGCUUGUCCAAGUUGGAAGCAACCAGAACUUGGACACGGCUGCAGCCAACAAGGCCACUGGCCGCGCCAUCAUCAAGAUCUUUGACAUGAGCAAGGCUCCAUCUGCUGGGUACACCUACAAGACUGACGGCGAAGUCUUUGCAUAUGGACUGCGCAACGAGAUUGGUUUCACGACUGACCCCAACGGUGUUGUCUGGGGAGUGGAGAACAGUGGUGAUGAUUUUACCCGCACAGUAAACGGCGCGCGUACAGACAUUCAUAAAGAUAACCCAGCGGAGAAACUCAAUAAUCUGGGCGACCCUCUCAAGGACAGAGACAGGUGGUUCGGGUACCCGACCUGCUUCACCGUCUGGGACCCGAGCCUGUUCAAGGACACGACGACGCUCAAGGUCGGCGACCACUUUGUGCUGAGUCCCAACAGCACCUUCAACGACGCGAGCUGCAACGCGCAGGCCGUGGCGCCGCGGCUGUCGUUCCAGGCGCACUCGGCGCCCAUUUGGAACGCCUUUGACGCCGACGCCACCAACAUGUACGUGACGUUCCACGGCUCGUGGGAUCGCCAGCCCCCGACUGGCUUCAAGGUCGUCCAGGUGCCCUUUACCAAGCUCGCCAGUGGCCAGUAUGACCCCGUGGCCCCCGCGACGAGCACCACGGGCUACACGGACGUGUUGUCGGCGACGAGCCCAGAGUCGUGCACCGCCAAUGGUCUGACGCAAAGCAACUGUUUCCGCCUUACCGCAUCUACUUGGGACCCGGCCGGUCGGGGCCUCUUUGUCGGCAGCGACAAUAGUAAUGAAGGAGAGAUUUACCUCUUGCACAAGAACUAA